AUGUCUGCUUCUCAAGAAAAAGAUAACUCAAUUAGUAUUCAAGACUCUACUGGUGCUGCUUUCAAUGACAAGAAUGAAGAUGAUAUCUUGAUGAAGGACUCAUCUAACUCUAAUAUUCAAGAUGACUCUGGUUCCAACGAGGAUGCUAUAGAACACUUACGGGAAACUCUUAGAAAGUUAUCACAAGAACUUGCCCGCGGUGUCGCCAAUAAUAUUGCUCCUGAAAAAUUGGCUGCUUUACAAGACGAAGCAAAUCGUAUAACGGGAUGUAUCAAAUUCUUAGAUGAGGUUCAAAUUUAUUGUUCCCCUAAACCAUUCAUUCCUUCAUCUACCCAAAUUACUCCAAGUCCAAGAGAUUCUCAUCUCAUACCAACUGACCUUCCUUUCUGGCAAUGGCAAGGCAACGUAUGGAAAAAGGACUCUGAUAUCCAAGGAUCAGUUGAAGACUUACUGGACACAUUUGCACUUGUGGUUGACUCUAAUGGAUUAAGCUUGGAUCAUAGUUGGGGUCGUCUCAUGCCAAUUAGGAUGAAUCGUGAUCAGCGAUCGUGGUUCAACGAAACUCUGAAGGGGCGCUCAUUAACCUGGAAAGAA
Messenger RNA from Cokeromyces recurvatus, 594 nucleotides. RefSeq lists its product as uncharacterized. The record is from RefSeq and is a predicted model, not a curated record. The annotation marks the transcript as partial. The transcript has a single exon. Lineage: Eukaryota; Fungi; Mucoromycota; Mucoromycetes; Mucorales; Mucoraceae.